This is a messenger RNA of Leptopilina heterotoma, 1570 nucleotides long. RefSeq names its product neuroparsin-A-like (gene Qbp-1). The record is from RefSeq and is a predicted model, not a curated record. Bases 366 to 740 code for a protein of 124 amino acids. The transcript has 4 exons. Lineage: Eukaryota; Metazoa; Arthropoda; Insecta; Hymenoptera; Figitidae.
UUUCAUCCGCUUCUCGAACUCAAUCAGACGAGAACGGCACAAAAUUAUUUAUUCUAAUUUAUUUAUUUUUUUUACAAUAAAGAUAAGAAUAAAUUAUUUAGGUAAAACUAGAGUUUGUAAAAAAUGAUGGAAAUUUUCAUCUCUUUAGGAACUAUUUUUUCUAUUUUUCUGAAAAAAUGGUGAAUAUCAACAAAACAAAGUAUUAUUUUAUUUAGAAAUUAAAAAAAAAAAAUUAGUAAUUAAAUGUGUCAAAGUGGAGAAGAAAAAAGAAAAGAAAGAAAAAAAAAGGAUGUCGACUCAAUGGACGUCCUGAAUGAUUUACGGUUAUAAUUCUAAUCGCGAAAAUCGAUUUCCUGAGUAGAAGAAUGGCAAGUCAGAGUAUAAACCUUUUCCUAUUGGUCACAAUACUUCCCUUAUGCUUUACUCAUCCAAUGAUAAAAGAUCGAGAGGAGGAACGAUUAUUGUGCGAAACUUGUGGCGAUGAUUGCGACAAAUGUAAAUUUGGCGUCACAUUUUCUUCACUGUGUGAAGUCUGGCAAUGCCAACGGGGUCCUGGUGAAAUAUGUGGUGGACGUGCCGAUAAAUAUGGCGUCUGCGGAGAUGGACUCUCUUGUCAUUGUAAUAAAUGUGUCGGUUGCAGUAUAGACUCGUUGGAUUGUUACGUUAACAAUUGUCUACCACGCACGGAAAUUCAACUCUCACACCCAAAUCAUUUCAAUGAACUUAUUCUUGGGAAGUAAUCGGUAAAUUAUUCUAGACAACAACGCUAGGCAAAUUCAAAUUUCGUUUUAUUUAUUUCAUAUUUCAUUUAAAAUAAUAAAAAAAAGAUCUCAUUACAUAGUUAGACUGCUCGAAGAAUUGUGAUACUUGAUUCCUAAAUUUCCACCCUCAACCCUGUAUUCCUUUCUAUAUUCUAUGAUAGGAAAUUAUUUUUACAUAUGUAAAUUUGUAAAUAUAAUUUAGUUUACUUGACAAAUGUGCUAUAAAUUCAAAGAUUCAAAUGGAAUUUUUAUGUUUAAUAGUUCAUUAAUUUUUAAUUACAAUUUUUUGAAAAUAUUUUAAAUAUAUUAACUGCUUAAUCAUAUACUAUAAAGUGUUAAGGAUGGCGGAAAAGAGAGUGAGACAAAAAUAAUUGAUAGCAUACAGUAGAUCAAAUUGCAAAAUUAAAAUUAAAUGAUUUUUAUUUUCAAAAUAUGCUGCGAAAUUUACAUACCUGUUUUGAAUUAAAAUCAGCAAUAAUCAAACUAUUAACUACUAUUUAAGUAAAAAUAUUCCAAAUGCACUUGAUUUAUUUACUCAUUUUCGUCUAGAUUUAAAUUUAAUGUAAAGACAAUGUUUUUUUUACUUUUGCGAUGGUGUGUGAUGAAAAUAACAGUAUUGUGGGUCUGGAAUUAUGUCAGCUCGCUAAAUACUUGUAUUUAUUUAAUUACUAGUCAGCCAGGUGUGCAUUUAUAGACGAGUUUAUAAAAUGUCAAUAGAAAAGAAUAGACGAAAUAUUUUUGAUGGUCAACUUGUGUUAAGCACUUAUUGUAUUUAAUUGUCAAAUAAAUAAAAAACAAUCUUAAAAUUA